Messenger RNA from Symbiodinium sp. CCMP2592, 471 nucleotides. NCBI's taxonomy places the organism in Eukaryota, Dinophyceae, Suessiales, Symbiodiniaceae. The record is from the annotation of a GenBank genome assembly.
AUGAAGAGAUUCCGGCGCAGCGGCGCCAAGUUUGAGAAGAACGGCAAGCAUGUGACGCUGCCGGCUGUUCUGGAUCUCAGCGACUACCUUUUGACAGAGGAGACAUGCGGACGUUUGCGACCUCACCUGGCCUCUGAUUGCAAGGAGUUGAUCUGCAAGUCGGAGGGAGGCUCGCGGUUCGAGAUCUACGGCAUCUGCGUGCACAAGGGUGGCUCACUGCAGUCCGGGCAUUACAUCGCGUUCAUCAACGUGGGCCCGUCACUCGCUGAGGAGAAGUGGUACGGCGCCAGCGACACGCACGUUUGGAGCUGCUCCCGGUCCGAAGUCUUGGAGGCACAGGCCUACGUCGCCUUCUACCGCAAGAUUGAGGAACCGAAUGCAUUCGAAGAGGUUGAGGAGAAUGCGCAAGCUGACUUGGAUGGAGAGUUACCUCCCGAAGGGAGCACAGAUCAAGAAGAUCUGGACGCAUAG